Molecule: messenger RNA, 2691 nt
Organism: Coffea eugenioides
Lineage: Eukaryota; Viridiplantae; Streptophyta; Magnoliopsida; Gentianales; Rubiaceae
Product: mediator of RNA polymerase II transcription subunit 15a-like
Exons: 7
Molecular function (GO): chromatin DNA binding; transcription coactivator activity
Source: RefSeq, a predicted model, not a curated record
UUAGAUUCAACAGCUCAGACGGGGAAUGCAAGUGGUGGAGAUUGGCAGGAGGAGGUUUAUCAAAAGAUUAAAUCCAUGAAGGACAUGUAUUUCCUGGAAUUAAAUGACAUGUACAUGAAAAUUGCUGGAAAGCUGCAACAGCAUGAUUCUCUUCCUCAACAACCGAGAAAUGAGCAGAUUGAAAAGCUCAAAUUCUUUAAGCUCAUGCUGGAACGCCUAAUAGGAUUCUUGCGAUGUACCAAGAAUGACAUUCAGAUCAGUCACAAGGAGAAGUUGGCUUCCAUUGAAAAACAGAUAAUCAAUAUUCUUUCUACAAAUCGGCCCCGGAGGCCCGUUUCUUUGCAACAAGUGCAACUUGCCCAACAGCAAAUGUCCAACAUGCAGCACUCUCAGCCUCAGACUCAAAUUCCUCAAAUGCAGCCCCAGGAAAAUCAAAUGAACCAACAGAUGCAGCCAAUGAAUGUACAGAGUUCCAUAACACCAAUGCAGCCAAAUAGCUUGACCAGCCUGCAACAGAACACAUUGUCCUCUGUGCCACCAGUUUCGAAUUUGCAACAGAAUCUGAUGAGUACCCUACAGCCUGCUUCGACUUUGGACCCAGGACAAAGUAAUACUCACCCGUUGCAGCAGGUAGCUAUAAGCUCUUUACAGCAGAAUACUGCCAGUGGUCCUCAAACAAUGAACAUAAAUUCUUUAUCAUCGCAAAGUGGCAUGACUGCGCUGCAAUCAAACCUCAUUAAUGCUCUACAGCCUAAUUCGACUAUGAUUCAUAACCAGCAGCUAAAACAACAGGAGCAGCAAAUGUUGCAAACCCAGCAAUUGAAACAACAAUUGCAUCCCCGUCAGCUGCAGCAGCAGCUUUUGCAAAGACAACAGCUAAUGCAACAACAGCAGCAGCAACAACAACAGCAGCUGCAGCAGCAACCACAACAGCACCAACAAAUGAAGCCACAGCAGCAGCCUUCACAGCUGCCUGGACACCAAAUGUCACCACUACAUCAGGUAACUGAUUCAAGUGACUUGAAGGUGAGACCGCAGAUAAGUGUUAAAACAGGUGUUUUCCAGCAACACCAUACCAACAGCCAGCGAGCGGCGUAUCAUCACCAACAGUUGAAGUCGGGAAGCCCAUUUCCUAUUUCUUCACCACAAGUCCUUCAGGCAGCAUCGCCUCAGGUUCCCCCGCAUGCUUCCCCUCAAAUUGAUCAGCAGAGUAUGCAGACGUCUAUAGCAAAAACUGGAACUCCACUGCAGGCUGCAAAUUCACCCUUUGUGGUCCCAUCUCCUUCGACUCCCUUGGCUCCAUCACCUAUGCCUAGCGAGUCAGAAAAACUAAAUUCUGGCAUUUCAUCCCUCUCAAAUGCUGGAAAUAUUGGACCCUCGCAUGCAACUACUGUGUCUGCAGCAGCCCAAUCACUAGCAAUUGGCACUCCUGGGAUAUCAGCUUCGCCAUUGCUUGCGGAAUUUACGAGUUUGGAUGGAGCUCAUGUCAACACAUCAACUGCAUUGCCCUGCAAGCCACAUACUGUAGAGAAGCCACAUGAACGGUUGAUUAAAGCGGUACAAUCAAUUUCAAAUAAAGCAUUGGUUGCCUCCGUUGAUGAUAUAAGCUCAGUUGUCAGUAUGGUUGAUAGGAUAGCUGGAUCUGCACCAGGCAAUGGAUCAAGAGCUGCUGUUGGUGAGGAUUUGGUCGCAAUGACAAAAUGUCGCUUGCAAGCAAGAAACUUUUUCACACAAGAUGGACCGACUGGAACAAAGAAAAUGAGGCGCUCUACGAGUGCAAUGCCUUCCAAUGUUGUUUCAUCUGUUGGUAGUGUGAAUGACAGUAUGAGGCAGUUAAACAGUUCUGAUGCCUUUGAAUUGGAAUCCACAGCUACAUCAAGUAUCAGAAGGCCAAGGAAUGAGGCCAACCAUGCCCUUGUGGAAGAGAUACAUGAGAUAAAUCGACACCUCAUAGAUACUGUGGUUGAUAUCAGCGAUGAAGAUGUUGAUCCAAUUGCAGUAGCUGCAGCUGAUGGUGGUGAAGGGACCAUUGUCAAGUGCUCUUUCAGUGCUGUAGCUCUUAGCCCAAACCUGAAAUCACAGUAUGCUUCAGCACGGAUGUCACCAAUUCAGCCUCUGCGAUUGCUCAUUCCAACUAAUUAUCCUGAUUCCUCUCCUAUACUCUUGGACAAGUAUCCUGUUGAAGUUAGUAAAGAGUAUGAAGAUCUUUCUAUUAAAGCCAGGUCCAAGUUCAGUAUAUCACUGAGAAGUCUUUCACAGCCUAUGUCACUUUCGGAGAUGGCAAGGACGUGGGACAUUUGUGCUCGUGCAGUUAUUUCAGAAUUUGCACAACAAAGUGGUGGAGGAACUUUCAGCUCAAAAUAUGGGACUUGGGAGAACUGUGUGAGUGCAGUUUAGUGAUCAGCGGUAUUUCAAGUGGAACUACAGGAAUUAGAAUGAUAAUGAUUUGGACAAUCGUACUUUCAGCUGUUUCUUUUCAAUGAAGUUUGCAUUGAUCAUGAUUGUUUAUAGCUUCUCAAUGAAGGUUGUAGAACCCAAUGGCAGUAGAGAUACAAAACCAUCUAGUAUACAAUUGGGAAGGUAAAACUUUGUACUGCAUGUGAGUAUUCUGAGUGUCAGUUGAGUAAUUAUUCUAAAUAGUGCUAAAUGCUGAAUUUAUUGCGAAGUGUGUCACAAUUUCAUUGUUUUGUA